AUGUCGACCAAAGAGGAAGGGUCACCGAGUACUGUCGCUGAGCACGAAGAUGAGGAAGUCUGGAGUGGUGAUGAUGACGACGUUCAAGACAGCGGCCACAGGCGCAAACGAGUGAAGAGUCAGCCGGUUUCUGUAAGCUGUGAGAAGUGUAAAGAACGCAAAGUCAAAUGUGAUCGAAUCCAUCCUCAAUGCGGCUGGUGCCUGCGGAAUGGCCAGAUCUGCGAGUAUAAGGAGCGCAAGAAACCUGGACUGCGUGCGGGUUAUGGCAGGGAGCUCGAAUCUCGACUAGACAAGCUAGAAGGUGUGCUGCAGUCGCAGCAGACUGUGUUGCAGCAGCUUGUCACCUACCUACCAGCAACGCAGACUUCACCAAGCGAUCUGUCCGCAUCCACUCGCUCUAACCACGUUCCACAAGCCGAGACGGCGCUGUUCAUGCAGACGCCUCAGAUGUAUCAGGUUACUUCUGAUCUCCCACAGUACGGCACGAUAGACUCGAUGACAACAUCGACGAGUAAUCAACGAAGAGACCGUUACGCUCAACACCCCAGCGUGCCCCAUGCUGGUCCACCGGGCUCUGGUGACGUGUACACAAAUACAGACCCACCUCUGGCCUCUCCAAGUCUCAACAUAGCAGGCUCGACGCAGCCUACCUUUGCGUCGACCGUCGGCAGCGACCAUGAUUUUCCGCCGUACGAUCUGUUGUAUGCUCUAGCAGAUUUGUUCUUCAAGCACGUCAACACGUGGUGUCCUAUCCUCCACAGACGAACAACGCUGGACUCAUUGUUCGGACCGUCUGCACUGGAAGAAGCAGAUCGUAUCCUUCUUCAUGCAAUUGUCGCUACGACUUUGCGAUUCUCCACGGAUCUUCGGUUGAGUAGUGAGCUUAGAGAUAGAUAUCAUUCUGUGUCGAAACAAAAGGUACUACUCUACGGCCUAGAGAACAGCUCCGUCAAAGCAUUGCAAGCACUUGUCAUACUUGCGCUCGACAUCGUUGGGGACUCAAACGGACCACCUGGCUGGAACCUGCUUGCACUCAUUACCAGGAGCGUGGUACAGCUCGGGCUAGCGGUAGAGACGACAUCUGCUUCUGUGGCUCCACUUUACCCGUCAAUCUACACGCUACGCGCAAUGGUUCUGCCAGAACCGGAGUCCUUCAUCGAAGACGAAAGCAGACGACGGCUGUUCUGGACUGUGUAUCUUCUCGAUCGAUAUGCUACCAUCUCCACAGCAUUUGAGUUCGCUCUAGAUAACAAAGAGAUUGAUCGCAAGCUACCAUGCCGGGACGAUUUACUCUCACGGAACCAACCUGUGGAGACUAAAUGGUUCCCAAGCGCCGAACGCUCAGGUUACAGUACGAACAUGCCCGAGAACCUAGGAUCGCUCAGCUACUACAUCGAGGUCAUGGGUAUCAUGUCGCAAAUACACAUCUUCUUGAAGAAGCCGGUCGACAUCGGCGCACUCUCGGAUGUCGAGCAGUGGCAAUCAGGGUACCGUCAGCUGGAUAACAAGCUGAAUUCUUGGAAGUUUGGACUCCCUAGCGAAUACGGCAAUAUGUCUCGAGUCUUCAGCUCGACAGGCAGCAACAAGCUUGUCAAUUGCAUCUGGAUAAUGCUACAUAUAACAUAUCACACCGCGGUCAUCCGUCUGCACUCUUCAGCCGCAUAUCCUACUACACGCUCGCCGAUCUUCACUCCGAGCUUUAGUGCUUCACAGCGAUGCCACACCGCCGUGGAGGAUAUCUGCGCACUGAAUACAUAUGCGAAGAGUAACGGUCUCCUAGACAAGCUGGGGCCACCUUUCGCUUUCAGCUUGUGGGUCGCUGCACGUCUGCUCCUUGUCCAUGGAUCAACCAUUGACCACAAGGUCAAUCCAGCGAUUCAGCCCCUCGUGGAGACCUUGAGGGAGAUGGGCGUCUACUGGAAGGUGGCCGAAAGGUACGCCGGCCUACUUUCUAGAGUCCUGGAAGAGUAUUCAGACUCCGAGCGUGCGCCAGUGGGUGCCAAUGGCCUGCGUGAAACGCCUUCCACUGUUCGCAUACUAGCAGACAUGCGCCGCACGGCCUUUGAUCUCGACUUUCUGAUUAGUCGCCAGCCACGGCAGUACUUUGGCGGGAGGACGAACACGGUCACUCCUGCUAGGACGCCAGCGCCGAAUGAGCUUGAGUACCUCGAUGUCUUCGACUUCUUCAAUAUGCCUAGACUGCCAUACUCAGCUGGUGGCGACGUCAAUCUCGCCUCGCAAAAUAUCAGCGGCGAUAGUGCUCCUGGGAUGGGCAUGAUGGAUUUAGGAACCAGCAAUGAGUUCAACAUCCAGAACUUCGUCUUUGAUGCCAAUAGCGAUUGGUUCAUGAAGAAUGCUUCGUGA
Messenger RNA from Recurvomyces mirabilis, 2364 nucleotides. RefSeq lists its product as uncharacterized. The record is from RefSeq and is a predicted model, not a curated record. NCBI's taxonomy places the organism in Eukaryota, Fungi, Ascomycota, Dothideomycetes, Mycosphaerellales, Teratosphaeriaceae. Gene Ontology annotation, biological process: DNA-templated transcription; regulation of DNA-templated transcription. The transcript is spliced from 4 exons. The coding region runs from base 1 to 2364 and encodes 787 amino acids. Gene Ontology annotation, cellular component: nucleus. Gene Ontology annotation, molecular function: zinc ion binding; DNA binding; DNA-binding transcription factor activity, RNA polymerase II-specific.